AAAGACUCAUUUGCAUUCAGUCCAUUUCAGACUCCUGACGAAGAUAGAAGAAAAGCGCUUGAGUUUUUGACAGAUAAUAAAACUACUUCCAAAGGCUUUACACACCAGAUUACUUAUCGUUGACUACCUACCACAACACCAAAACUUCUUAGUCAUCAUCUCCUGUUUGCUUUUGUUGCCUUUCUGAAAGUCAUCAUGUCUCAGCAACCCAUCAGUCUCCCUGCCAAGCUGAUAAAUGGCGGCAUUGCUGGCAUUGUUGGGGUGACCUGUGUGUUCCCCAUCGACUUGGCAAAGACCAGGCUACAGAAUCAGCGACAGGGCCAUCAAGUCUACAAGAACAUGAUGGAUUGCCUAUUCAAAACUGUACGAUCUGAGGGAUACUUUGGAAUGUACAGAGGUGCCGCAGUGAACUUAACUCUGGUCACCCCUGAGAAGGCUAUCAAACUAGCCGCCAACGACUUCUUCCGCCACCACCUUGCCAAAGAUGGGAAGGGCUUGACUGUGUUUAAGGAGAUGUUGGCAGGAUGUGGUGCUGGCAUGUGCCAAGUGAUCAUCACUACUCCCAUGGAAAUGCUGAAGAUUCAGCUUCAAGAUGCUGGAAGAAUAGCUGCCCAGCAGAGGAAGCCUGGCAUCAUGUCUCCCACCAAGCUGGCUGCCACCAACACGGUGCUGAGCCGCUCUUACACAUCCAGCCCUGCUCCAGGCCGCGCCGUGUCGGCCACGCAGAUCGCCCGCGAGCUCCUGCACACGCAGGGCAUCCAGGGGCUCUACAAGGGCCUUGGGGCCACUCUCAUGAGAGAUGUGCCCUUCUCCAUGGUGUACUUCCCUCUGUUUGCUCACCUAAACCACAUGGGCCAGUCCUCACCCGAUGGCACCAGCCCUUUCUACUGGUCCUUUGUGUCCGGCUGUCUGGCUGGCUCCACUGCUGCUGUGGCCGUCAACCCCUGUGAUGUGGUUAAGACCAGGCUCCAGUCCCUGAGCAGGGGAGCCAAUGAGGAAAGCUACAAGGGCGUUGUGGACUGUGUAAGUAAGAUUAUGCAGCGGGAGGGCCCCUCUGCCUUCCUCAAGGGUGCCGGUUGCCGGGCGCUGGUCAUCGCACCGCUCUUUGGAAUUGCCCAAGUCAUGUACUUUGUGGGCGUAGGCGAGUUCAUCAUGGGCCAGACCCCAUUCGGCCUCCUCUCCGCCUAAGGUGGAACAACAGAGACACUUUGCGGACUCCCUGAACUAUUUAAUUAAGGAAAACAAAGGAAAGAAAGAUACUAGUGGCAGCUACACAACCACCAAUUUUGAAUGAAAAGGACAGACGACAAAAAGAGCUUAGUUGUCAGAUUUCUUUUUGAGCCUCACAUGUAUGCUGUCGUUGACUUCCUGUGUGUGUGUGUGUGUGUGAGGCUCGCCAGCACUUCCUCUUUUGGCUUCCUGGAUUGUUUGUGUGGCUAAAGUCAACGGUUGCACUUGUUGGCGGGAAAGCCUCGUUGAGAAGCUGAGGAAGGCUUACUACAAGGGUUUAUACUCAAUGGUCCACUCUUUCUCCAGAAAGUUCUCCUCUUGGAAUUUCCCUCAGUGAGGGAGGGAAAUAUGGUGUCCUUUUCGGCACGUAGUCCAAAAAAAAGACCUUAUCAAUCAUAUUGCUUUUUGUAUGUAUAUAUUUUUAUUUCAACUAAAAUAUGUCUAUUUAAAUUCCCACAAUUGCUGAUUUCUUAAAGUGUUUGGACAAAGUUGCUUUUGACAAAUGACAGGCCUUCUCAUGUAAAAAAAAAAACAUGCAACAAAUAAUACUUUUCUGUUUGGAAAUUCCCUUAUUUCAAAUUUGACUGCAUGAGCAGUACAUUUUAAGAUCAAAUACAAUUUCAUUAAUGGGAACAUUUCAACUAUAUUUUGCAUAUUGUUACUAUAAGGAACAAUAAACAAGCCGUUUAUAUGUACUUUCACACAUUUCCCAAAGUCGUGAUUGGACCAAGGAAAACAAACCAUUUUGGUUAUGGGAUCACCGAAGGUUGCAUUCAAAGACACUACUUGUGUCUUACUCGAUUGGUCACAGUGUUAAGAGGUGUGGGUGCAGCAGUUUACUUUUAUGACCUGCUUUUUUGUUCUCUGUAAGUGAGUGUUCAAGUUCUUGAAGCAGUCAUUAAUGUUACGUUCAGUCCUUUGCAUUGUUUGUCUAGUUGUAUGUGGCUUCUCUGAAUGCCUGUGUCUUGUCUGUUAUGUCUGCCUUAUGAGUGAAUUUGCUUGUCUUGUAAUGUGAAGGGUAAUUGCAGAGGACGAUGGUUCAAUGGCUGUCGUUAGGCGGCCCUUGGGCUCUAUAUGUUACACCACAACUAAUAUAAAAUUGUGAAAUUUUUAACCAGAAUGUUACAUUCUCACUGAAUCCUGUAUUUUUCUAUUGUGCUAAAACUUUUAAUAAACAAAUGUUAUCAUUG
Alosa alosa (allis shad) is the source of this 2420-nucleotide messenger RNA. RefSeq names its product solute carrier family 25 member 55a (gene slc25a55a). Gene Ontology annotation, molecular function: L-aspartate transmembrane transporter activity; L-glutamate transmembrane transporter activity. The coding region runs from base 196 to 1188 and encodes 330 amino acids. Lineage: Eukaryota; Metazoa; Chordata; Actinopteri; Clupeiformes; Clupeidae. The record is from RefSeq and is a predicted model, not a curated record. The transcript is spliced from 10 exons. Gene Ontology annotation, biological process: L-glutamate transmembrane transport; malate-aspartate shuttle; aspartate transmembrane transport.